Chara braunii is the source of this 1802-nucleotide messenger RNA. The record is from the annotation of a GenBank genome assembly. NCBI's taxonomy places the organism in Eukaryota, Viridiplantae, Streptophyta, Charophyceae, Charales, Characeae.
AGAUGGAAGAGAGUGAAAGCAAGAUCGCUCUACUCCUCUCCCAUAUCACGGAUCUCCUGGCAAUGUACAUUGCACAGCAGGAGGACAUCCACAACCUCAACGCCGCAGUUCAAAUGCACAAACGGGCGUUUGAUCAAGUCAACAGCUGCCUCCAGCAGCUGCAGCAACGACCCGUCACCGCCCCCGAUGCCAGCUCCUCCAACACCUCUGAUCGCCUCAAUGCAUUGGAGAUCGACUUCGGAGCCCUCAAGGACGACGUGCAGCUACAACAAACCGCGACGCAACAACUGGAGCAGCAGAUCUGUACUGCCGCCGCCAACCCGAGUCCGACACCACGCGAGUCGACUCCAAAGUUCGAUGAUCAGGGGAUCUUCUGCGAUUCGACGAAGACGAACCCGAUUCCAUGGUUCCGCAAAUUCGAGCUCAAGUUGCAGCUACACCAGGUCGUCAAACACUACUCCAUCUCGAGGUCGUGUCCGGCGUUGGGCAACGCGUUGACUCAUGUCGAGGACAUCCUGACGACAACGGCGGAGCUCUUUGACAAGGCUGCACAGAUUAUUGUCACGGACAAGGAGGCUAAGAACCUCAACCGUUCGUCUGCGGCAGGCCCGAGCAAAGAUCAGCAUCGGCCGAAAGUGGCCGUGGUCGUGGCGGCAAUGCCAACUGACCAAUCUAGCGCGGCCGUGUCUGCCAAUAAAGGGGACAGACUCGCAGCCGCCCGGGAUGGUGGUCGUCCUGGCAGAGGCCGAGGACGCGGCAAACCGAAGACAAACACCACAUUUAUCCCCGGGCCCGGCGCAGCAGCUCUAGCCCCAUUGACCCACUACGGCCUCUCGGAGCAAGCAUACAAGCAACGCACGAGAUACCGCUACUGUCUGUGGUGUAACAACGAUCUCCACGACAGACUUCCCAUAUGGAGCCGAGUUCUCUUCGUACGGAAGAAGAACAAGGAUCUACGAUUGUGCAUCAACUACCGCAAACUCAACGCGGAAACCAUCAAGAAUGCGGGGCCUCUUCCUCGUAUUGAUCCCGACUUCAAAUCGAACUUAGAAAAAUACUUUACGCCACCGAUCCGUUCGAACGAUCACUACAAAUUCGCGUUCAAGACGCGGUAUGGGCAUUUUGAGUGGGUGGUCAUGCCUUUUGGCCUCACCAACGCCCCAACGACGUUUCAAGCGGCAAUGGCCAACGAGUUUCGUGCGAUGUUGGACCGGUUCGUGCUGGUCUACUUAGACGACAUUCUCGUUUAUAGUCGCAUAUUAGAGGAUCAUCUUGAGCACCUUCGACGAGUGUUGGAGACGCUGCGCCGCGCCAAGUACAAAGCCAACCGCGACAAGUGCGAAUUUGUCCGACAAGAGUUGGAAUACUUGGGCCAUUUUGUCACACCGGAGGACAUCAAUCCGUUGUCGGACAGGAUUCAAGCCAUCCAAGAAUGGUCGGAGCCACGGAACGUCAUGGAUGUUCGUUCGUUCUUUGGCCUUGCCAGCUACUACCAACGUUUUAUCAAAGGAUACUCGAAGAUCGCGGCCCACUUGACCAAGCUUCAAUCCGAGGAUCGACCAUUUGACUUCGGAGAGGAUGCGCAAGAAUCAUUUUUGGCUCUAAAAUCCGCGCUAUUAUUUGCGAAGGUCUUGCGCAUAUACGACCCACUAUUGCCAACGUGCGUCACUACGAAUGCGUCCGGCUAUGGCAUCGGUGCCAUCCUCGAACAACACAAUGGUGUGGACUGACACCCGGUCGAGUACUUUAGCAAGAAAGUGCCCGUCGUGCACUCCAUUAAUGAUACACGCAAGAAGGAAAUC